Molecule: messenger RNA, 2525 nt
Organism: Fopius arisanus
Lineage: Eukaryota; Metazoa; Arthropoda; Insecta; Hymenoptera; Braconidae
Gene: Spg7
Product: Paraplegin
Exons: 3
Biological process (GO): mitochondrial protein processing
Cellular component (GO): m-AAA complex; membrane
Molecular function (GO): ATP binding; ATP-dependent peptidase activity; ATP hydrolysis activity
Source: RefSeq, a predicted model, not a curated record
AUCUUCUUCGAUUAGGUGUACUCGCAGUUCGUUUCGACGUAUGUUCUGUGCAAAUUUCGUCAGUUAUUGGCACAAAUUAUUCUUACGUUAUCAUGUGUAACUUAUUAAUGUCCGUGACAUUAAUGGAUAUUUUUAAGAAAUAUAUGAACAAAAUCUGUUAAUUCGAGUUGAAUGCUGCAGUGAGGGUUUAUUUUGGAGUGAUGGUUCGACUGACCGGUUUGUAACCUGUAGUUUGUUUAUUAUUUAUUGUAAAAAAAGAUACAAUGCAGAAUCUGCCAAAAUACCCGGCGAGUCGGAACUUAUUCCUGUGUCGGGGAUUAUUGCGGGGAAUAAUAAAACGUGACAUAAGAGAGGAGAGGAUAUUUAAACUUUGGAGUCGUCCUGAUAAUUCUAGAUUUUUCCCUCGCGUAUCCUAUCAUACGUAUAACAGAAUAUGUCGGGAGUACAAAACCCUCCGUAUUUUACUCACCAACAGUGGCUUCCAGUCCUCGAGAAUUCCUCCAGCUCUCUCCAGGUUAUUGAUGACGUCUUCCUCAAGUAACACGAGGAAAACAUCCCCAGGGCCUUCAAAAGGCCCUUCAGAGUCCGGAAAGGACUCGGGGAAUGAAAACGAGCAGAAAACGGCUUUGUUCAAACUUUUGUUACUCUCGCUAUUUGUUUACGGAGUUUUUAUUUAUCCUAUGACUAAACUCGCCGACAGGAUCGAGACAUCGCCCUUCAUCUCCUGGAACGAAUUUGUCCAUCAAAUGCUGGCAAAAGGUGAAGUCCAAGAGCUCAUUGUAAAACCAGAUAUGGAUUGGGUUACGAUUGUUCUUCAUGAUGGAGCAAUAAUAAAUCGUCGUCCAGCGGAGAGUCGAGUUUACCAGAUGAUCGUCGCAGACGCAACUCAUCUCGAGGAGAAGCUGAGAGAGGCUGAAAAAGCCUUGGGAAUAAAAGAAGGUCACGGUGUAUCUAUAGUCUACGAGAGAAGCAGCAAUAACUUGUACAGUCUGGUCCUUAUUUUAGCCGUGAUGGCCUACAUGCUAGCAUUCAUGAGUAAAACUGGAGGAAAAAUGGGAGUGUUCCCGAAGGAUUUCUUUAGUGGAAUGACAAGAGCCAAAUUUACUCUAGUAGAUCCAUUAGUGGGAGGAACCAAAAACGUACGAUUUGCUGAUGUCGCCGGUCUCAAAGAGGCCAAAAUCGAGGUGAUGGAGUUCGUGGAUUACUUGAAGAGGCCGGAAUUCUACAAAACCCUCGGUGCUAAGGUGCCAAAAGGUGCUCUCCUCCUGGGUCCUCCAGGCUGUGGAAAAACGAUGCUAGCUAAGGCUGUGGCAACGGAAGCCAACGUUCCUUUUCUCUCGAUGAAUGGUUCAGAGUUCAUAGAGAUGAUCGGUGGUUUGGGUGCUGCCAGAGUGCGGGAUCUCUUCAAGGAGGCCCGCAAAAGGUCCCCAAGUAUCCUUUAUAUCGAUGAAAUUGACGCAAUUGGAAAGAAACGGUCGGGAUCGGGCUCCUCCAUCGGCGGAACGAAUCGAGAAUCCGAGCAAACGCUUAAUCAACUGCUUGUUGAGAUGGAUGGUAUGGCAACGAAGGAUGGAGUGAUUGUUCUGGCCUCGACGAAUCGUGCUGAAGUUCUCGACAAGGCCCUCCUCCGUCCUGGUAGAUUUGACAGACACAUCCUCAUUGAUCUCCCAACACUUGCCGAGAGGAAGGACAUUUUUGAACGACACCUCAAGAGCAUUGUCCUCGAGAAAAAGCCUGAACAUUAUUCACCAAGACUAGCUCAGCUGACACCAGGCAUGAGUGGAGCAGAUAUUGCUAAUAUCUGUAAUGAAGCCGCUCUUCAUGCUGCCAGGUUCAAAAAGAAAGUUGUCGAUGCUGAUGAUCUCUCGUACGCCAUUGAUCGAGUUCUGUGUGGACCUGAGAAAAAGGAUCACGGGGUGUCACCCACUGAGAAAAAAAUUGUGGCAUACCACGAGUCUGGUCAUGCAUUAGUCGCCUGGUUGUUGAAGGAGACUGAUGCCCUUCUCAAAGUCACCAUCAAACCAAGAACCAGAGGAAUGCUGGGAUUCGCCCAAUACACUCCCACUGAACGAAGAAAUUUCAGCAAGGAGCAGAUCUUUGAAAUGAUGUGCACAGCUCUUGGGGGACGUGCUGCUGAGAAUAUAAUCUUUGAUAGAGUUACUACUGGGGCUCAGAAUGACCUGGAGAAAGUCACGAAAAUGGCCUAUGCCCAGGUGAGACAGUUCGGUAUGGGUGAGGAGGUGGGGCUUGUAUCGUUCAGUGAAGAGGAGACUGGGAAUGAUACGAAGAAACCGUACAGCAAGAAAAUGGGGAACUUGAUGGAUGCUGAGGCGCGACUCAUUGUGGCUAGAGCCUACAAACAGACUGAGCAGUUACUGAAGGAUAAUCUCGAUAAACUUGAAGUGAUGGCACAAGCUCUUCUCAAACAGGAAACCCUUACGUACGAACAAGUGGAAGCUCUUAUAGGUCCACCUCCCUUCGGUAAGAAGAAAAGAGUCGAGUUCAUCGAUAUCGACGUACCCCCA